AUGGCGGAGGCCCGCGGUCUGGCGAGUGCAAAGCGUUUUUGGAAGGCGGUGAGCAAGGGCUACCCCAUCAUCCAGCGCAUCCCAGAGCAAACAUCGCAGGAGCGUACCGCCUACUCCUCGGACUUUUUGUACACGCUUACCACAGAUCGUCUUCGGAUGGAUGCUUUCCGGCGGGCGGUUGCCCGCUUUAGGGCACACCGGGUUCUGGAGAUCGGUUGUGGACCUUGGACACCAUUGGUAGAUCUUUGCUUGCAAAGCGGUGCGUCCAAGGUGGUGGCCGUGGAGGCCUGCGCAACGCAUGCGGAGCUGGCUCGCCGACGCCUGAAGGACGCGGAGGCCGUGCAGGUCAUCAAUGGCCGCGCUGCAGACCUUCCGAGUGAGGUCCUGCUGGCGGGAUUGGGAGGCCCUCCGCAGCUCAUCGUUUCGGAGCUCUUGGGCUACACGGCCAGCGAGGAAGGAGCGCCGGCCAUCCUCCUGGAUCUGCAGAGGCGCUUGGGACCCACUCAGGUGGUUCCGAGGGCGGCCUCCAGCUGGAUGCUGCCUGUGCGGCCGCUCGAGCUGUCCAGCUGGCAUUGCCUGAAAAACUGGCUACUGCACGGAGGCUGGCCUUCCAGGCUCCAGCCCGGGCUCUACGACUGCCGCAACUUCCCUGAGAGCUUGGAGCUGGCAGCCCCGCAAAAGUGGGAAGAGUUCGACUUCACCUGUGCCGAGACGCUGGAGGCUCAGCUCCAGCAGGAGUGCCACCUUUCCUUCACACUGCCAGCCGGCACGGAGGUGGGGGGGGUCCUGCUGUUCAUGCGCGCUGAUCUUUGCCCUGGUGUGGACUUGGACACCCGACGAGACGAAACCUCCUGGAACCAUUACUUGCUGCAGCUGCCUCCACAGCGAGUCGGAGAAAGUGGCACGCUAGUGGUCUCGGUGGCAGUGGAUGCUCGAAGCGAGGACGUACGCUACCGGUUUGAGGUCCCGGUCUUCGACCCAGACCCGGCCGUGCCUGGGUUAGCAAAUAAAAAUAUGCGCAUGUCGAACCUUGAAUGA
Symbiodinium natans is the source of this 1038-nucleotide messenger RNA. Lineage: Eukaryota; Dinophyceae; Suessiales; Symbiodiniaceae. The record is from the annotation of a GenBank genome assembly.